Molecule: messenger RNA, 450 nt
Organism: Tribolium castaneum (red flour beetle)
Lineage: Eukaryota; Metazoa; Arthropoda; Insecta; Coleoptera; Tenebrionidae
Product: ARL14 effector protein
Exons: 1
Coding region: 1-450 (149 amino acids)
Cellular component (GO): intracellular membrane-bounded organelle
Source: RefSeq, a predicted model, not a curated record
AUGAGCAGUGAAAGCAGCGAAGAGGAUGAGCCCCGGCCGUCCCUCCACCGAGUGGCAAAAAAAUCGACGUCCAACCCCAAACCCUACCCCAGCCGUAUCAGAACCCCCGGGUCCCAGAAAACUCUGACGGUAGCCAACCGAUUUUUGGAAAAUUUUAAUCCUGAGACUAGCAUUCGCGAGAAACGGAAAUUGAAUCGCAAAAUCAAUCCGCCAAGCAACGUUCGGAGGCCACCAGGGGCUCUCUAUGACGAGAAUGGAAUCCACAUCGCCACUUGCAUUGAUCUUUGCGAUUGCUUGAGUGAAGAGUGCGUGGGAUGCUUUCUCCCAUGCCCCAAAUGUGGCUCAAGGAAAUGCGGAAUUGACUGCCGUGUCCAUAGGAAAUAUGUCUAUGAUCAGCUUGAGUACCAUGGGUACGAUAUUGUGGUGAAGAAUCCCUUAUUUAGGAAUUGA